Paramecium sonneborni is the source of this 258-nucleotide messenger RNA. The record is from the annotation of a GenBank genome assembly. NCBI's taxonomy places the organism in Eukaryota, Ciliophora, Oligohymenophorea, Peniculida, Parameciidae.
AUGAAAAACUGUGACAAUUAAAGAAUCGCUUAAUAAAUAUAUGCCAGUUAAAUUUUAAAAUUCUAAGGUCAAGUUAUGGAAAAGAAAUCAACAAAAAUAGUAUUUAAGAAUUAAAUUGAAAGUUAAUCAUAAAAUAUCUCAAAUUACAAUAGUCCUGUUGUUGAAAGAUAAAAAUCAUAUUAGAAUUAUUUGAAAGUUAAUAAGAUUUUUAUUAAUUAAGCAGUUAAAAUUAAGCAGCAUUUUCAAUGUAAUUAGUGA